Molecule: messenger RNA, 11680 nt
Organism: Columba livia (rock pigeon)
Lineage: Eukaryota; Metazoa; Chordata; Aves; Columbiformes; Columbidae
Product: chloride channel protein C
Exons: 17
Coding region: 8246-10750 (834 amino acids)
Biological process (GO): chloride transport; transmembrane transport
Cellular component (GO): membrane; intracellular membrane-bounded organelle
Molecular function (GO): voltage-gated chloride channel activity
Source: RefSeq, a predicted model, not a curated record
UUAAAGCAAAACAACCGCCCAAAAUAACGCCGAAACAAAACCAAAAAAACCUUGCCUCUCCCACUUCCCCUCUAGAUUCUUUGGAGAAAUGAGCAUAACUUUCAGUUUGCUUACUUGACCUCUGAGCAGUUUUCAGACCACAUUGCUGAAGUCUGUCCUACUUCUCAGUCCUUUGUCUUGCUUUUGCAGUUAAUGCAUUGAUCUUGCAUCUUUUCCUCUUUUAUGUUCCUUGCCUUUUUUUCUUCUCUGCUCUACUUUUACCUUUUCUGGAACACACACAAAAAAGAAACUUCAGAAAGCUUUAAUAAAAAUUACACCUGUGGUACAGAUCAUCAUAUUUCUGUCUGCAUUCCAUGUAUCAUAUGCUGUGACACCAGUCUCUUCGUAGCUAGAAUGCUUUCUGCCUCUCCUGCAAUUGUUGGUCUGUUUUUUCAAUGUAUUCUGUCUGGUGGGAACACUGGUUUUAGUUGUGUUACUGAUUUCUCAUAAGAAAGCAGUUAAUGCUUUCCUUUUGGAAAUGAUACCUUCUUUCCCCACCCCGCCUCCCCUCUUGGAAAACUCAAGCCGUUGUUCAUUUGGGUGAGAACAUGUAGCAUUGGGAGUGAGUCAGCUAUUUGCAGUCAAAAUUUUAUUUAGUGGUUCUUUUGAAAAAGUGAAUUUAAUCCAAAGCCAUCAACAGCCAGGUACCUUUCUUUGAUAUGCCUUUGCCUAUUUCUGAUGUAAAGAAUGAACCUUUAAAAGCAAUAAACUAGGUGGUGUGUUGUGUUUUGGGUUUUAUUUUUUUCUAAUGGAAGGUUUAAUUGGUAUUUGUAAGUUUACACAUUUUAGACAAAUUGGGCACUUCCAGAAUUGGUGGAUUUGUAGCUGCCAGCUACCUCGUGUCUGUAUUUAUAUAACAUAUAAUUUGUGAUGGUUUGGCUGAAGUGCAUUGCAACAUUUUCUUACUUGAUUUAAUUUGAAUUAUUUUGAUGCCAUUAAAUCUUUUUUCUUACACUAACACUGCUAAUCUAUAUUUAAUCAAUUAAAAUAAUGGAACCGUACAGUUCUGAGAUGUGAAUUUUUGGGAAAAUUUCAGCGUAAACUACUGAGAGAAUGAGAAAUAACUCAGACUGUUACAUGGUUGGUGACAUAAUGUAAGAGACUGACUUAUUCACAAAGCAUGAAGAAGAGCUGGUUGGUUGCUUGGUUGUAUGUGGUGCAAGUUGAUCCUGCUGCAGUUAUUCCUCCUUGUCUGUAUGCUGACUAUUUGUAUCUGUGAUAAUCGGCGUAUCCAGUUAUAAGCAGAUAUAUUUUGCGGCAGGAAAAAAGUGGUGGAGGGAAUUGGCUUGAUCUCUGACACCAGAGUGUGUAACAUGAAGGAUGACUGUAAAAAUAUUCCUGCAGUGAUUUUAAAUGUGUUGGGUUUCCGUUUUGCUCACGCUGGAACCAAGUCUAAGUGUAAUCAAUUAUGAAAUUUUAAAAUGUCUUCGACUACUGCAUAAAGUCAAGAGCCUCCUCAAAACUCUUCUGUUACCUGAAGAAGAUUUUGAAGUACUGCUGCUUACUCUCCUCCAGAAAACUCACAUUGUUUUCCAGGUAUCUAUGUUUGAUCGGUGUUUACUUAGUAAUUGUUUUCAUUUUCUUGUGGUUUCUCCUAGAUGCCAGAAUUUUAUUUUUCUUCUGUUCUUUUGACCCAACUGAUCAUGGGAUAGAAGUUAUAUGAAAGAUGUAUUUCUUGCAAUGCUGGAAGUAUGAAAGUGACUUUGUUGUUUUGUAUUUUCUUUAAAGCUGCAUAGCUCAUUUCACUAGCUGAUCUCAACUUCUGCAGGAAUGAGUACUCCAUUCAAUGGUUAAAAUACCGGCUUUCUACAUUGCCUUAGUGUUAAUGCGAUUUGUAACUUGUUGGUGUGGUUUGGUUGUUUUUUUUACUAAAUGGAUAUGUACCUUCAGCUCAGUUGAACAGUUGUAAAUGAAUGUAUAGUAAACUCCGUUCUAUGAAAUAUGUGUCAUAUACCAGCUCUCAAGUAGCAUUCCCAUAUUCAAACAGUUUCAUGAAGUUUUUCAGCGUUUACUGUUUUAAAUAGCGAUAAAAAUAAAAAGCCUUUUUAAAUUUAUACUAGUGCCAAACUAUAUAAAUGGGUAACUUAGUGGAUGAUGUUGAGACAAUGCACAAAUAACCAGUGCUUCGGAUCUCUUGAUAUAAUGCAUGUUCUCUGUCCUAAUUUAUGACUUUUCAAAAUUUCUUAACAGAAGCAUCCCAACCUUCGGCUUUUAAUAUAUGCUGUAUGGAUAAAAUGUAAACAUGGUUUUGUGAUGUAUAAACUAUGCAGUUUGAGUUUAAAAAAUGUACAUAUAUAUAUAUUGUAUGUUUGUUAACUCUGAAAUAUUGAAGGAAUGGCUAUGCAGACAUAAGGAAGGUUUUAGUUAGCUGCUUUGCUCCCUGAUGAUUAUCAGAGAUGUGUAGGUAUGCUGAUUUAACACAUUGUUUUCAUUUCAGAUUAUUAUUCCUGUAUUUUUAAGUGGCAGAAGUGAGAAAGGGAGGGGGGGAGAAGGGUUUGUUUUCCCCCUGCAGUUUCUACUGAUUAAAAAUUAUUAAGAGGAGAUGAAACCUGGUAGAGGUAAACGCAUCUGUUACUGGCUUGACUUGAGAAUAGAACAUGAAAAAUUGGCUGUUGUUUUUCCAAUUGUCACAGGCAUAAAAGCUGUUAUAAUUAGGAUGGGAGCAGCUCAGACAGUAGAGCUGUGAAGUUAUUGUGAAGAUGUGGAAGUGUAUCUAGGAGAUCUUUCCAGGGUCAUGAAAAUUGGAUUAAUAUGGGAGAGAGGGCUGAACCUUGUGGAAUGACUUUGGGAGAUAAACUGGCACUUGGAACUUGUCAGAUUCUGCUGGACAGGACUUAACCCAGUUCUAUUAAUCCCUUUCACUUUUUCAAGAUAGAAUGUCUUUAGAAUAUCUUCAUUUAAAAUUCUUAAACAUUGUGGUGAAGUACAGCAGGUUGCAGUGACUCAUUUCUUUUAGGUUUUGAUAGGCAAAACUUGCCACUGUGAGGAGCUGUGUAAACCAAAAGCGUGGAAAUGUGUGAUGUUGGUGGCUGGCUCUUCAGUUCCCAGGUUAAUCUAAGUCAUUGGCAGUUUUAAGGUCUUUAAAUGUGCAGGUAGUUGAUGGAGUCAUCACUAUUAAUGAGAAAAGCCUACACUAAAAGCUCUUUGCUGUUCUCCCAGUAUAAGACAAACUGCCAGCAUCACUGACUCCACCUUUUCUGACCAACAGUUUCUUCCCCCAUUUGUUGUCUGCUGGGCUGCAGUCUGAGGACAGAGCAUCAUUUCUCAUUGUUGGGUGGUGUGUCCCUCUUUGAACUGUGCAGUGGUUCACUUCUGACAAAUCUCUAAAAUAACUCCUUGCCACAACAUCACAGUGUUAGGACUCAUGGAGACAGUCAUAGUCACCUUGAUUUGUCUUUUCCGAAACCACUUUCUGUUGUGUGUAUGUUUUUUUCCAUAUGAAGAUUAAAUUUACAGUCAUCUCAUACUACUAACCUGUAACGAUAUAUUAGAUUUGUUACAGCCUUAUCAAAAAAUGUUUCAAACAUCUAUGUCCUUACAGUCAGCAUCAAAUGUACAAGUCAUUGCAUUUAGAGCAACAUUCUCCUGCUAAGUUAGUGUUACACUUUAGUUCCUCAAAUGCUGUGACUUUGAAGUACUGAAAUAAUGUGAAAUGAAAACUUAUAGCCAUGAUGUGUCUAGUUAGCAAUGUUUUUAUAUUGCUAUUCAAUCACUAUGAUACUUGCUUCCUUUCCUUCAGAUUGCACAUCAAACACUCAUUAAAAACCUUUGAUUGUCACUUUAAUUAGUAGUGUAAUGGUUUUGAUCUUCCUAGUGGGAGGCUGUGAACAAAGUACUUAUUUGGAAGCUUUUUAUUCUGCUGCCCUGCUUAUAAUCUGUUACAAUGUAUACUCUGAACUGCUUGUGUUCCUUGGAGUAGUAACUUUCUUCUGGCAUUUCAGAUACUCUCCACUUUUACCUUCAGAUUUGUUUGGAAUUGUUGUGCUGUUCAUUCAGUGUAACAAUGUUAAGUCUCAAUCUCUAAUGCUUUACUGUAUUUUUGUAACUUUAUGAUUCUAUACUAUCUAUAUGAUAAUUAGUAUUAAAACAGAAGCCAAUGAAAAUGAUACACUGCUUUACUUAGAUGCACAAAUCACACACACAACCCUAACAAACCUGUACCCGAAGACAAGGGGGUAGUGGAGAGGGAAGGAAUUAAUAUAAUUUAAGUAUAUAGAACUCCUGACCCCAUUAAAAAAUGGGCUGUUCUUUGUCUACAUAAAACUGAGGUGCCCACUAAGUAUUUUCUUGUUUUUACCUGCCUAAAUUACCCUGUGUAGCCAUCUAGCUGUAUGGGUGACCGGUAAUUUGUACCUGCGUAGGAGUGGUUUAGUAUAACCAUAGCAAGAAUUAGAAUUCUGUUGUAGGUGCUUUUAUGUGUAAUAGCUGGAAUCUGAUUUAUGUCUAUGCUAUUUAAAGACAAGUAGCAAAAUGUUUUGUUAUUAAAUUAACAUGUUCCUAAUGCUGUUUGGUGGGUAGUUCUUAUUUGCUGUGCCUUGUAAUUUAGUGAUACUGCUUUUGUGUUUUCACAGUAUUGGUUGGGAUUAUCCAUCCUGGUCUUUUAAUGGAUAAAGAACACAUGCGUGUGCAUGCAUGCACAUACUCUCACACUUAAAAAACAUUUAGGUGAAUAAAAUCAUGUUGCUCCUUCUCCCCAGUUACUUGGGAGAGCAGUUAGGUGAGGCAGCUCAAAACUUUUGUGUUGAAACAAUAUAAACUAGUGAUAAUCAUCUGGCAGCUGCAUCUCUUCUGUUCACCACACCUCACCACCAGCAGUGGUCCAGCCCUUUGCUGAUAAUCCCAGUUUGAAGGGCGCUACUUUCCAGCUCCUGACUGGAGGCAGCCUUGCUCAGUUUGCGUUUGCUUUGAAGGAGGAGAGAGCUGGGCUGGUGUCUGCCUGCCCUCCUUACUCUGCUCUUGCCCUUGUGUGAGGAGUCCCCUGCUCUGUGUGGAAGCUGCUUUGGGGUGGAGCAAGGAGUCCUGUGGCUCCAAAAUGGGGUCUUGGCAGCUUGAAAGCACACUUUUUCCCCACAAUGAUACUUCACAAUGCUCUCCCAACUAUUUAAAUUUAUAGCUUGGAUCCCUAAAGCAUUUACUCAAAGUGUGUAGCUACUGGUGUUCUGUGGUGAAGACGACAAAGUGCAGAUGUCUCCUUUCCCUCCUUGUCUCUAAAGCAGCAGUUCACAGUUAGGCUGAGGUAAGAACACUUGUGAGUAGCAAAAGCCUUGCAGAAGCAGGUCUCAAAAAUCAGAAAUGAGUGGAAAACCUGGGAACUGGCCAGAGCCUGGCUUCUCUCCUCAGGGGAGUAUUGAGAAGGUGUUCUUUCAUCUCUGCCUGUGAUUGCCUUUGUCCACGGCGAAAUCUGAGCUAUGGAAGCUCCUGGUUAAGCAGAGAGGUCCUUGUCUGAUGUUUGCAGAUGAAAAGUUACUGAGGAAAGCAGGGCAGUCCUUACACAGACUUUACAGGACACCCUUCAAAAUACUUUACAGAAGAAAGGUGAAAACUGAUGUUCAGCAUCGUGGGGUGUUUGCAUGUGGGAGCAUACUCAACAAUGACAGCCAAAAUGCAUAGACUAGGGGUCAAAUUCUGACAUGGCAAUUAAGCAUUAUCUGUUUCUAGAAGAGGAAUUUCUGGUACCGAAUGCUUUUACAAUCCCAAUCUGCAUUUGCCCUCUUUAUCUAAGUAUUCUGAAAAUAACUGUUUCUCAGUUAAGGAGGGAACUUGUCUUCAGGUUUCAUUGUAAAGUAAUGAAUGAAUGCCCUGUAUGUGUACAUGUUUUGUCAGGCCAUGUCUCUCCUCUGUAGAGUCGUUUCAACUCCUGCAUCUCCGGGAUGCAGCUGCGUCCCCUGCAAUCUCAAAGAUCACUUUGCAUUUUUGCCUUCUAGUUUUUGGACCCCGCCUGUUUAUGCACUGCUUCUCAGAGGUUCUUGAAAUGUUCAGAUAAGCGAGCAUGCUGGUGGGUUUAAGUUAACUGUACAGGAGAGGGGGAAAAAAAUAGAGGGGUCAAAGUUUGAAAACCCAUUCUUAUUCCAUUUUGGUUUUUGAAAUCUGAAUGCAUGAGUGCCCCUUAGAAUUUGCAGUAUAGCUGAGCCGCUGCUGCGGAGACCAGGUUGGAUUCCUGUCUGUUGGAAGAGCAGUUGUCAGCUUUGUUAUUCUGGCAGCUAGGGACAGCAAAGGCAAGUGCUCAGGUGUGCCCUUAGGGAUGGUAGUGGUAUUCCUGUUUGAGGAAAAGCAGCUGUCCUGUUUACAUAACAAAUGAUGGUCACAUGGAAUGAGCUAUAUCUGUGUUGUCUGUGAGCAGUGUGGCUUAGCCUCACCCCUUUCCCCUAGAAACUUAGCUUUAGUUUCAGGGUUUUAUUCUUCCACUUCCUCUAUUACUUGGUGGAUUUUGUAUUUCUGUGUAUGCUGCAAUCUCUGUAGUACCCAGAUCUGUUUGCAUAUACCAGUUUCAUCUAACACAAUUAAAAAAUGACAUAAUACAAAUUCCAGUGUUCCAGAAAUAAAGAAGUGGGUUAAACGGAGAACUCAUGGUAGCCAGACUGGGCAUCCCUGAGUGAAGCAGAGGUGGGGUCCCAGCCAGGAGCUCUGCUCAGGUGCCUGCUUUUCUCAUCCAGACUCUGCUUUAAACGUGGAAUAGAACUGCUUAAACCCAGCUUUUGUACAAGCACAAAUUAGCAGUCAAAUCUCAAAAUGUUUUUGUGCUUAAACCCAAAACUAAGAUCUGAGCUACUCUGUUUAAUAAAGCAUUUACCACCUUUUAGGUAAGAACAAGUCAAAAUCAUAGAACCUGGAAUGAUUUAAUUGAUGACGCAAUAUGUGUUCAUUGUCAGAUAACUUAUCUUUGCCACCAAUAGAUCCAUAGAGAAGUUCAUUUUCCUACAUCUAUCAGGAAAGUAACGUCAGUUUUUCUAAUGCAUUUGCUGUUGCUCAUAGCCAUUCACACAAUUUCUAGCAAGUUAUUUUCUAAAGUCUUUGGUUUCUACCUAGACCACUUUUCUUUCUUAACUUUCUUUUCUUUUUUUUCUCAGACUGAGAAAACUCAGGUCUGGAAUUUGCAUAGUACUUUUCAAAUCUCUAGAAUUUAGCUGCAAACAAAACCCCCACAGUCAUGGGAUAAGAAAUUAGACUUAGGCUGUUGCUAUAAUCUGAUCUGGAGGUGUUCCCCGGCCUUGGGCAAUGUGCCUUGACAAUGUGUUUCAUGACAUUUGAGCAGUGUGAGUCGUGGGCCACAAGGAAACCUUCAGCAUUGCAAAAACCAUAGGUCCCAAAAGCUUGGUUUCAGAUAUUUUGUGUGUGGCUUGGGUAAAGAUCUUUUUUUUUCUCUCUUGCCAUUUGGUACUUGCUCACCGACGACCAGGAACUAUUUAUUUUUCCUCAUUAUUUGAGAUGAGACCUUUCCAAAUUGGUCCACAUGCAAGUAAGUGGAGAGCAGCAGCAAUCUUUGUCUACUCUGUCUUCAGAAACUAAAAACACACCUUGGAGGUUGCAAACACUCGGCAUGUUACCGAUUUUUAUUUACAGUAAAUAUUUGACACACAUCAAGCCUUUUUCUGCUUUGAUUGAACUGCCAAAUUGCAAACUACCUUGGGUUAAGUAUCCAAGCUGUAGUGAGCUUGGUAGACUAGCAAAUAGUUCUUGUCUAUCUAAACAGAAAUGUGACAUGUAAAUUGGAAGGAAAUUUUGUUAGAGAAUAAGCUUUUUUUCUAAGGUGCUUAUAUAAUACUGAGAAUUCGGGGUUUAACUGAAUGUCACUGCAACCUAGAUUUUGUUUUAUUUAAUUAAAUUGUGUGAUCAGGCUAGUGGAUCAAGAUCUUUGGACAGCCUGAAACACAGUGAGUGAUCAUCUCUUUAAAGCGGUCAAAGCCUCCACGGCUUAAGCAUCCUCUGAACAGCCAGCAAGGAGCCGGUGUGGUAAUCUUGCUACAGUGGUUGGUCUGUUCUUGGAGUGACUUCCUCACCAGAGAGCUCCAGCUCGGACAAGUUUUUGUUGUUGGGUCUGUGUGUGGCCCCAGCAAAACAAACCCAAACACCAACCAGCCAAUCUGUGCGCCACAGCCACUCCAUCCUCCUGUGGUUUUCCUUUUCUCUCUCUUGCAGUCCCAAGGAGGCUGAUCUUGGGCACACGUUGUUCUUGUUGGCAUCCCAAAGAUUCUUGGAGGACACUGCAAUGUCAUCACUUUUUUCCCAUAGGACACACAUGGAAGAUGUUGAAGAGGAGAUGUUAAUGGCAGAAGAUCAUGGGCCUGAUUUGAUUCAUUCUCAGGAUUUUAGGAGGCAAAUCAGCGUCAGCAGGGGUGGUUUAGCAUAUUACCACUGCAAGGAGGAGGAGAGAGAAACACCAGUAGCCCAUGAGAGUUUGGAUUAUUUGCCUUCACACAGUAAAGUUUAUAAGAAGUGGCUACAAGAGAAAACACACAGAAAAGAGUGGGAUCGGUGGCUGCUGAUGGGGCUAAUUGGAACAGCAGUUGGGAUGCUGGGGUUUUUGACUCAUCAAAUAAUUGACUCUCUCAUCAAAUUGAAAUGGGACCUGGUGGAAAAUUACUUGCAGGAUGGCAACUUCCACAUGACCUGGCUGUGUGUCCUUGGGUUGGGGCUGGCUAUGGUGGUUCUCUCCUCAAGCUCGGUGCUGUUCAUUUGCCCAGCAGGUUCACCAUCUGGCUUGCCAGAAAUCAUUGGGUAUUUGAAUGGUACUUCUAUUCAACAUCUUUUUAAUAUCAAGACUUUUCUAGGGACGUUUGUCUCAUGCGUGCUGGCUGUAGCCUCUGGGCUCUUCUGCGGGCCAGAAGGCCCCAUGAUCCAUUUGGGUGCUCUCCUGGGUUGUGGCCUGAGCCAGCUGCAGUCGGACACCCUUGGAAUCCACCUUCCGAUCUUCACCAGGUUUCGGAAUUCAGCUGAUAAGCGCAGUUUCAUUACAGCUGGUGCGGGAGCAGGGAUAGCUUCGGUAUUUCGUGCCCCCAUCGGCGGGCUCUUGUUCACAUUGGAAGAAGUGUCUUCAUUCUGGGACAUCAGGCUGGCCUGGCAAACCUUCUUCUGCUGCUUGAUGGCUACCUUCGCCACGGAUUUACUGUCCUCUUCUCUCUAUGGGUUUGUUUACAGAGGUCAUUUUGGAUUUUUUGAAGCAGAGAAAAGAAUUUUAUUUUGGGUUAAGAACUUGCUGGACAUUAACGUCUUGGCCUUCAUUCCGACCAUUCUCCUUGGAAUGCUUGGAGGUCUUCUGGGAGCUCUCUUUGUUUCCGUAAAUAUAAGGAUUAAUAAAUUACGUAUGCAGUUCUUUAAUUCAAUUCCAAAAGUAUCCCUUAGAAAAGCAAGCAAACUGUUGGAAACUGUACUCAUCCUUGUAUGUACGACGACUGUUACAGUGUAUUUGCCAUAUUUCUUUUCUUGCACUCCAGUCAUAAGCGUGAGAAACUACCAGCUGAGCAACAACUCAGAAAUCAUAAAUCAGUUCAAGAGGGAAAUUUCAGAAUAUAGCUGUUCAUCAAGCACGUGGGUUGGUCCAGAUGGAGUCAGAUAUUCUAAUCAAACCUUCAAUCAAGCUGCUGCGCUUCUAGUCGAAAACGGGAAGCAAGGGAUCACGUAUCUUUUUAAACGUGGGACUCAUGAAGAAUUUGGAUACGCAUCCCUCUGCACUGCAUUGGCAUUUUAUUUCAUCCUCAGCUGCUGGACAGCAGGUUCUGCUGUUGCCAGUGGCCUGGUCAUUCCUAUGCUGUACACAGGAGCUUUGUAUGGCAGGAUAAUCGGUUUGAUCCUUGUUUCCAUUUUUGGUGUUCAAACUAAUGAAUAUGGAGCAUGGAUUGAUCCAGGUCUCUUUGCUGCUGUUGGAGCUGCCUCCUUUUUCAGCGGUGUGUCAAGGCUAACCAUCUCCCUCACUGUGAUAAUGGUAGAGAUCACAAAUGAUGUCCAGUCCUUGCUACUGAUAAUGCUGGCUGUCAUGGUGGCCAAGAUGGUUGGUGACUUGUUCAACUCAUCCCUGUACAGUUCCCUCCUGAAGCUGAAAUGCAUUCCCUACUUGAACGUGGAGCCUUUUGUUCGUCACAGGAGAAAAUGGUUGAACCUGGAAUUGUUCUCUGCCAGCGACAUCAUGGAGUCUGGCGUCAGAGUCCUUCACCUAAAGGAAAACGUUGCCUGCUUGGCUCGUCUUCUUGCAAGUACAAGCCAUGGCGGAUUCCCAGUGGUUUGCAGGCCUAAGCCAGACCAUGAAGAGGUGUUCCAGGGAACCAUUAAAAGGUUAGAGCUGUGCAUGCUGCUGGAGAAUGAGCACAUCUUUGAAUCAGAGGCAAACGACGAGUCUCUCUCCUCUUCUCUUCCUCUCUCCUAUGAGAAGAUAACAGUCGAGAAGCUGCCCAAUCCGUUGCGCCUGACCAUGCUGCUGAAUCUCUACACUACAGAUCCGCGGUAUCAGCAACUCUUCAUCAAUCUGGAGCCAUACGUAAAUAAAUCAGCAAUGUCAGUCCAAGCUCAUUUCUCAUUGCAUCGCACCUACAUAAUCUUUCGCACCCUAGGGCUGCGCCACCUCACUGUUGUUGACCUGAAGAACCGAGUGGUUGGGGUGAUCACCAGGAAGGACCUGAUGCCUUUACCACUGGCGGAGAGGCUCAGGCUCCGGCUGGCUACACAGGCCCCUGAUGCAGGUGAGCAGCCCCUGGAUUCAAGGCCAUGGAUGUGUUCUUAGUCUUUGUCACUUCUUUUUGAGCCUGUGUUCUUCUUCAGGAAAAAAUAAUCAGAGAUUUUCCACUUGAUCCCUUCUGGAGAAGAGGUGCUUAAAACCUGUUGUGUCCAGACAUGUGGGAUUGUAGCCCAGAGCUAUGUCUUUUCAGCUGUUUGGUGAUUGCAAAAUUCAUUGAUUUACACGCUUCUGAGACAAAAUAAGAAUUCACGUGUUUAUGGAAGACGUACAUAAAAUCUGAUGUGAAGGAUGGAGGUCAAGAAUGCUCUUGUCACGCUGUGUCUAUGCCUUCCAAUGAAAAAAUGCCAUAACCGUUAGCAGCAGUUAUGUUGGCAAAGACUUUCAGUGAGGACUAAAUCUUCAAAUUCUGAGUAUCUGCGUGUUAAAAAAGAGGAUGUUUCCAUGCAAUGUUUCUAUGUUAAGAUAUGUAUGUUUAACUGAGAGGAAAUGCUGCCUUCAGAGAGGUGGACAACUGAGAGGAACAAGGGAUUGGCCUUUCUUAUUGGACUACAUGCGUUAGAAAUUGAAAGGGAGAACUGUACAUAACAGAAAGUUAUUGACUGUGGGGCUCUUGCCAAAUUCCCAUCACACUUCUCAGUGAGAGAAACUUGACAUGCUUUUCUGCUGCCUACAUUUCUUUCAAUUUCUCCUACUCCUAGAAUAGGCUCUCUUUCUCUCCUUCCACCUGAUAACAUUUUUAAUUAAGUUCAUGUGCAGUGAGAUAUGGGACUAAUAAUUCUAAUAAUGGAGAAGCAACAUGAUAAAUUGUGGGAGUGGUUUUUGUGUAUACAGCAUCAUAUUUACAAAUUGAGCACAGAUUAAAUAAUUCUUUGUGAUUUUUGAGUGAUGUAAUAUUUGAGACCUUGGAAAGUGAUGUUUGUCAAUAAAGGAAAAUGAACAAUUUUUUCAAUAAAGGUGCUUUUAGAUUUUCAUCUA